CUGUCAACAGACGACAGAUAGCCGGACUGAUGCUGCUUAUCCUCCGACUGCCUUAAAAAUGACUUUCUCGGACCCUCUAAGGCUUAAACUGGCUUACAGUACGUUGUUGAAAGUGUGUCUAUGUCAGGGAUUCGCCAUGUUCUGUGUAAUGAUGUACGUUUUGGUACCAGAUAUGGAUACAAGACUUGGCGGUGUGGGUGCGUCACGGUGGGAGAAACGACUGUCUAAACAAGACAUUUCUGUUACGUUGAUCAACGAAACGGCGAGAUUGGUUGACCGAGGCCCCUGUGUGUGCGACAAAGGAUCAAUUCCUUUCCCCAAAGCCAUGACGACUGAGGAGAAGGAAGAAGUAAAGAAGCGCAGGAAGAAAGAGCUGGAGAAAUUUCGCGCCAGAGUGUCCAGGAUGUCCGACCCCCUGCUGUUGGUGAGGGGGUCCUGCCCGCUGAGUUACCCCUCCAUGGGUCUAAAAGUCGUGCCGGGGGAAGCUAUCGGCAUUCCGGAACUUUCAGUCGACGACAACAUUUUUAGAGAACUUUAUAAGGUGGAAUUUUCGGCAGAGUUCGGAGUUCUCGACAUCGCGGCGGAAGUUCCCGAAGUUGACGUCAGCGAACGUCGGACUAACUCGUUAGCCAUCGAAAGCUCGUCUUUAAUUCAUCUGAACCGCCAACUGGACUUUCUCGUCUACAUCAACACAGAGCCUGAACUGGGGAGACUGGAUCUGGUGAAGUUCCGGUACUUUGACCAUGACGUCACCAUCCCCAUAAGGAUCAAUUUCCGGCCAGUCCCCCGGCUGUACGACCCCGGACCCGACAACAGUAUCGACCGGAAGGUGACGAUCCUUACCAAGACCUUCCUGAGGUACCCCUCCGUCCGGAAUCUGAUCCGGAGCAUCCGGAAGUUCUACCCAACCAUCCGGAUCGUCAUUGCAGACGACAGUCGUCCGGUACAGAAUCUCCAGGGAGACAACGUGGACCAUUACGUCAUGCCUUUCGGAGUGGGCUGGUUUGCAGGUCGGAACCUGGCGGUGUCACAAGUGAAAACUCCCUACAUGCUCUGGAUGGAUGACGACUUCCUGUUCACACCGGAAACCAAGCUAGAAAAACUGGUUGAUGUUCUAGAAAAUGCUGACAUUGACAUAGUGUCUGGCUUGGUUGGGCGCGCCCGCAUGAGCAUGUACAAACUGAACAUUCUGGAGGGAGACGAGGAGGGGGACUGUUUCGUGCAGACCACGGGAACAUACGGGACAUUGAAAGACUUCCCAGAAUGCCACAGGGUGGACAGGGUCAUCAACUUCUUCCUGGGUCGCACGGACAAGGUCAGAGAGGUCGGGUUCGAUCCAGCGUUCUCGCGAUACGCCCAUACAGAGUUUUUCUACGAGGGGCUGGGCAAGCUGAGGGCUGCUGCCUGUAGCUUCGUAAGAAUCAACCAUGACCAGACGAGCAAUGACCAGUACGUCAAAUUUCGCGAGCCUGGGAGAGCGUACCUCAAAUUCUUGGUAAACUACCAGUAUUUCAGAUACAAUGUCAAGUGUUGGAAUAAAGACGAAUGAGGUAUUCCCUAAGAUUUAAUUCUUGCUCUAAUUGUAAUGUUUUGCUUAAACUUUAAUCAAUUAUUGCGACAUUGUAAUAAUGACCAACGCUUUAUGGAUGUAUUAUGGAGCACAUUCAUCCGUUUCCCUGGUAUCCUGAGCAUUCUUUGAUAAGGCCACAGCAAGUAAAUUGUAUCGAUAGCAUCAGCGUCUUAAUUUUAUUUUCUUCUGAGAUGGUCAACAUGACGAGAAAGUACCAAAAUGGGCAAAUAUGUUGUGUUGUAGGCUAAUGAUUGCACUUGUAGAAGUCACACUAGCCAGGAAGCCAUGACUCUAGCUACAGAAAUGAAACUAGUUAGAUAGAUGUAAAAGUGGCACCAAUAUGGAUGCCAUGAGUAGUUGCCAUGUUGGUAAGUGAUACCAGUGUACCACACUAGUGUCACUUUUACUGCACUAGUUCACGUCUUGAAUACAGGAAUGAAUCGAAUGCCUUGUUGGCUGUAGUAAUAUGUUUCGUGGCUUCAAUUCUUGUUUUUUUCGCCCUAUCUCACUAUUAUCACCUAUAUCACUGCAGAGGAUACCAUCCAUGAAAUUUACUUGCUGUGGCCUAAAUAGAUAACCGUGCCUAUAUCCAAGAACAAUAAUAACUCGUCCAGCUAAAGGUCUAGGUGUCUCAGAUCUUUCGCACUAACCACUAUCAACAUGUUUAUCACAAAUUUGUUGGAAA
This is a messenger RNA of Branchiostoma floridae (Florida lancelet), 2255 nucleotides long. RefSeq names its product beta-1,4 N-acetylgalactosaminyltransferase 1-like. The coding region runs from base 59 to 1549 and encodes 496 amino acids. NCBI's taxonomy places the organism in Eukaryota, Metazoa, Chordata, Leptocardii, Amphioxiformes, Branchiostomatidae. The transcript is spliced from 10 exons. The record is from RefSeq and is a predicted model, not a curated record.